CAUACAGGUUGACGAAUGUGGUUAACCGGGAAAAGUCAUGUUUUCUCAAAUUAUACGACAUAAUCACAUAAUUUACUGAAUUGGAAAUGAUGUAUGAACUGUAAUAGAAUAGAAAUUGAUGUCAAGCAUAAAAUGUUAAAAAUUUAUUAUACGGAUAAAAGCGUAUAAUCUUUAUUUUCAUUAUGACGUAUUCUAAAGUAGUAUUAUUUUCAAUUUUCAUCGCUUCCGUAAUAUCAACUCCAUCGCAUAAUGAUUUUUUUGAUGAAGAGUUAAUGUUAAAGCCAUUACCAAGUAAUCAUGUGUAUGCAUAUUUUCAAUUUACUACUGUAUGGGAGACAACAAAACAUACAAAUACAUUACAACAUUCCCAUUUGUUUCCAAGAGGGCUUGGUGAAAUUAUAAGUCGUCAUGGGGUAGAUGAAUUACACCUUACGUUAACCAAAGGAUUAUGGAACUAUCAGAAAUGGGGAUAUCCCUAUCACGAUGCUGGUCCAGGUGCAGAGAUUCUUGCAUGGUUCAACAAAAAUGUUGUUAAUAUCGACGACGAAUGGAAAGGGCUUACCAAUGCUUUAGCUGGCUUAUUUUGUGCCUCUUUGAAUUUUGUUAAUCCCUCUAACAGUAUGUCUCCCGAAUUUACAUUCCGACCUACAGGCAUAGCAGAACACGAUGUUAAUUCUAGUCGCUUACGUUAUUCGUCGUUACCAAGAGAAAUAGUUUGUACCGAAAAUUUAACACCAUUCAAAAAACUACUACCAUGUGACUCUAAGAAAGGCUUAGUAACAUUAUUAAACUCUGCAUACAUUCAUAAUACAAAUUAUCAUUCUAUUGGAGUACAUUUUCGAAUGAUAUGUUCAAACACACCGUGCACAAAAACAUCGUUAGAAUUACGGCAAUCUGUUUCACUGAUAUACGAUACUGUAACAGAUAUUUCACAGGAUUGGUCUAUUCGAAAAUUUUUCGGAAUGGGCAUCAAAGGUGCUUGCCCUCUUGCCACGCUAAGCAACAUAUACGUCGAUAUAUCCAAUAACAAUACAAAUCAUGUUUACGAAUUAGUACCUUAUCCCAGUGCUAAGAUUGUUAGUUUUCGAGGAGGACAAUUAAACGAAAUAGCAGUUUAUGAUAUUAGAUCUCAUUCUGUUAAAGGAAUGUUUAAUAUCGGAAUUAUACAUAAUACCGCACACAAGGCUAGCUUAAAUUAUCCUUCAAUUUUGUUUGCCAAUAGAUACGUUAUUGGGUAUGGCCAAGAAAGAGGUAGUUUAGUAACAAAAAUUUACAAUAAUUAUUGGCAAACAAUCGACGUUAUUUUAUUAGAAAAUAUUCCAUGGUAUUUACCAGUGUAUCUACAUUCUGUUACAAUAACUUGUGGAGCAAAACAGAUUAUACCGUUGGUACAGCGUUAUCUACCAGGCAAGGAAAGACGAAGCCCUUACUAUUUGGAAUUAAUUUUACGCUUACCACCUCAGUCUGUAACCAAAUUUUCCAUAGAAAUGGAUUAUUCGUUUCUUAAAUGGCAAGAGUAUCCACCAGAUGCUAAUCACGGAUUUUACAUGGGACCUGCUAUAAUCACGGCACUGCUUCCAAUUGCAAGGAAUUAUACUGCACUACCACUCGAUGGAAGUACUAUAACAUCAAGUUUUAAUGCUUCAAGAGAAGGAUAUGUAGUACAGCUGAGAACGGAAUCUUUGCUCAUUAGUCUUCCCACACCUGAUUUCAGUAUGCCGUAUAAUGUAAUUUGUUUAGCAUGUACCGCAGUUGCUCUAGCAUUUGGCCCGCUUCAUAACAUUUCAACAAAGAGAUUAGUUUUGAAACGAAUCGAAAUGGAUUGGAAAGAAAAAUUAUUUUCGUUUUUAAUCGAAAAAAUUGUUAAACCCAAGAAGAAACAAGAAUAAUGCAUGCAGUUUAUUGUAACUAUUUUUUGUUUUUAAAUGUGAAGAAAAUUUCGAUAGAAAAAGGGAAAUAUAUUAUAAUUUACGAAUAAUAUAAUUAG
This is a messenger RNA of Osmia bicornis bicornis, 1987 nucleotides long. It is a transcript of the gene PIG-T, whose product is annotated as GPI transamidase component PIG-T. The coding region runs from base 183 to 1889 and encodes 568 amino acids. The record is from RefSeq and is a predicted model, not a curated record. The transcript has 8 exons. Gene Ontology annotation, biological process: attachment of GPI anchor to protein. Gene Ontology annotation, cellular component: GPI-anchor transamidase complex. Lineage: Eukaryota; Metazoa; Arthropoda; Insecta; Hymenoptera; Megachilidae.